AUGCGCGCUCAGUCUAUCGUCUCCGUCAUUGCAGCCGCGGCUGUUGGCCACGUUGCCGCUCAAACCACAGGCGAGCUUGGUGAUGCCACCGUCGUCAGCAACCCCGCUGGCUAUGUUUACGAGGCUGUGCUCCCUGAGCAGCCGUUCUUCAAGGGCUCAUUGGAGGGCAACGUGAAGGGCUCGAUCGUCGCCAUGUCGGCCCCCGACGGAAAGGGCGUCCAGUUCAAGGUCAACUUCUCCAACCUUCCCAAGGAGGGCGGUCCCUUCCCCUACCACAUCCACGUCGACCCCGUCCCCGCGGACGGCAACUGCACCAAGACCCUCGCUCACCAGGACCCCUUUAUCCGCGGCGAGGCCACGCCCUGCGACUCUAGCAAGCCCGAGACGUGCCAGACGGGCGACUUGAGCGGCAAGCACGGCGCUGUUGGCGUUGACGGCUACGAAAAGACCUACGUCGACCCGUACCUCUCCAUCGUCGAGGGUCCCGGCUCCUUCUUCGGCAACCGCAGCUUCGUCUUCCACUUCGCCAACAAGACCCGCAUCAGCUGUGCCAACUUCAAGCUCAUCUCCAAGCCGGACAGCGGCAGCACCCCCAGCAACUGCACCUCCUCCGCCGCCGGAACCGGUGUGAUGCCGACUCCCACCGCGCAGCCCAGCAACACGGCCACCACGGUCCCGUUCCCCGGCGCUGCCUCGACCAGCGGAGUCUCUGUCUCGCUGGUCGUCGCGGCCUUCGCUGCCGUCAUGUUUGCGCUUUAA
Messenger RNA from Colletotrichum siamense, 759 nucleotides. RefSeq names its product Cell surface Cu-only superoxide dismutase. Gene Ontology annotation, biological process: superoxide metabolic process. Bases 1 to 759 code for a protein of 252 amino acids. The record is from RefSeq and is a predicted model, not a curated record. The transcript has 3 exons. Gene Ontology annotation, molecular function: metal ion binding. Lineage: Eukaryota; Fungi; Ascomycota; Sordariomycetes; Glomerellales; Glomerellaceae.